AUGUUAUUUAAAUUAUUAAUUAUAUCAAAAUUAAUUUCAUUAGUAAUAUCAAUAGCACCAAUAGAAGUUAAAGGUAAUGCAUUUUGGAAUUCAGAUACUGGUGAAAGAUUUUAUAUAAGAGGUUUAGAUUAUCAAGCUUAUGAUUCUAAUCAAAUAAUAGAUGAUCCUAUAGCAGAUACUGAAAGUUGUGAAAGAGAUAUUAAAUAUUUUAAUGAUUUAGGUAUAAAUACUGUUCGAAUUUAUUCUAUUGAUAAUACAAAAAAUCAUACUGAAUGUAUGGAUAGAUUAGCUCAAGCUGGAAUUUAUGUUAUAUUAGAUGUUAAUACACCUCAUGCUUCAAUUACUAGAUCUAAUGCUAAUUGUUCUUAUAAUUCUGAUUAUUUAAGAGAAGUUUUUGCUACAAUUCAAGAAUUUGCAAUAUAUGAUAAUACUUUAGGAUUUUUUGCAGGUAAUGAAGUUAUAAAUGAUGGUCCAAGUUUAGAAGCUGCACCUUAUGUUAAAGCAGUAGUUAGAGAUAUGAAAACUUUUAUUAAAAAUAGAUCUUUUAGAACUAUUCCUGUGGGAUAUAGUGCAGCAAGUGUUGAUGAAUAUAGAUUAAGUUCUGCAUUAUAUUUUAAUUGUGGAGAUGAUGAUUUAGCAAGAAUUGAUAUGUUUGGUAUUAAUGAUUAUUCAUGGUGUGGAGAUGCAAGUAUGACUACAUCACAAUAUUCAAAUCAAAUGAAAGAUUUUGCAAAUUAUACUAUACCAGUAUUUUUUUCAGAAUUUGGUUGUAAUACAAAAAGACCAAGACCUUUUAGUGAAAUUGAAGCAAUUUAUUCUACUCAAAUGUCAUCAGUUUUUUCAGGUGGAUUAGUUUAUGAAUAUUUUGAAGAAGAAAAUAAUUAUGGAUUAGUUGAAUUAAAUAAUGGUAAUGUUACAACUAAUGAAGAUUUUGAUAAUUUAAAAAAAGAAUUAAAUAAAACUUCAAAUCCAAGUGGUGAUGGUGGUUAUAAUAAAAAUGGAACUGCAAAUAACUGUCCAGUAUCAAGUAAUUUAUGGAAUGUUACAACUGAUAUACCAGAUACUCCAGCUGGUGCAUUAGCUAUGUUAAAAGGUUUAGAAGAAGUUAAAGAUAAUCAUGGUUUUAAUGCUUAUACUCAAGAUUGUGAUGGUCAUGAUGAAACUGAUGAAAGUGAUCAAUUUUCAAGUACUAUUGGAGCUUCAAGUCGUGCUCCUGUUGCUACUUCUUCAAGUUCAAGUUCAAGUUCUUCUUCAACUCAAACUUCAACUGGUUCAACAUCAAGACAAAACGAUGGGGUUAAUAUGAAUGUUAACUAUAUUAUUAGUUUACUAGGUUUAAUUGCAGGAUUUUUUGCUUUUUAA
Lodderomyces jiufengensis is the source of this 1362-nucleotide messenger RNA. It is a transcript of the gene PGA4, whose product is annotated as 1,3-beta-glucanosyltransferase. Gene Ontology annotation, molecular function: 1,3-beta-glucanosyltransferase activity. The coding region runs from base 1 to 1362 and encodes 453 amino acids. Gene Ontology annotation, cellular component: cytoplasm; fungal-type cell wall. The record is from RefSeq and is a predicted model, not a curated record. Gene Ontology annotation, biological process: fungal-type cell wall (1->3)-beta-D-glucan biosynthetic process. The transcript has a single exon. NCBI's taxonomy places the organism in Eukaryota, Fungi, Ascomycota, Pichiomycetes, Serinales, Debaryomycetaceae.